This is a messenger RNA of Microtus oregoni (creeping vole), 5968 nucleotides long. RefSeq names its product collagen alpha-6(IV) chain-like. Lineage: Eukaryota; Metazoa; Chordata; Mammalia; Rodentia; Cricetidae. The annotation marks the transcript as partial. The record is from RefSeq and is a predicted model, not a curated record. Gene Ontology annotation, cellular component: basement membrane; collagen trimer. The transcript is spliced from 39 exons. Gene Ontology annotation, molecular function: extracellular matrix structural constituent.
GGGCUGCCUGGUCUCAAAGGUUCAAAAGGAGAACCCGCUCCUUUUCAAGACAGCAUCAUAGGAAUGAAGGGGGAUCCUGGGCUGCCUGGACUGGAUGGAAUUGCUGGUCCAUCAGGAUACCUUGGAUCUCCUGGAGAUGCAGGACCCAUAGGACCACCAGGCUUACAAGGUCCCCCAGGCCCUGCUGGACUUCCUGGUCCAGACGGAAACAUGGGGUUAGGUUUCCAAGGAGAAAAAGGAGUCAAGGGGGAUGUCGGCCUCCCUGGCCCUGCAGGACCACCUCCAUCUACUGGGGAACUAGAAUUCAUGGGUUUCCCCAAAGGGAAGAAAGGCUCCAAGGGUGAACCAGGGCCUCAGGGGUUCCCAGGCAUGAGUGGCCCUCCAGGGUUCCUGGAGUCUGGAUCUGUUGGAGAGAAAGGAGAAAAGGGAAUCCUUGGUUUGCCAGGACCUAGGGGUCCCAUGGGUUCCGAAGGAGAACAAGGACAUCCGGGGAGACAGGGAAAGAAGGGGACUUCUGGUUUUCCAGGGAUUAACGGGUUCCCAGGAAUUAAGGGUGAAAAGGGUGGCGUUGGUCUGCGAGGCCCAGACAUUUUCACCGAUCCGGAUGGCACUGUGAUCUCAGGUUAUCCUGGAGACCCUGGUGUGCCAGGCCUCCCAGGCCCUAGAGGAGAUGAAGGCAUCCAAGGCCAACAUGGCCCUUCUGGCACCCCUGGCCUCCCAUCGUUAACAGGUCUUCCAGGUGCCCUAGGGCCUCGGGGAUUUCCAGGCCUGAAAGGAGACCAAGGAAACCCAGGGCGCACCACCUUUGGAGAUGCUGGCCUGCCUGGUAGAGUUGGUUUGCCAGGUUUACCAGGCUUACCAGGCCCAUCAGGCCCACCUGGUCGCACAUUUGAGACUGCACCCUUGCCUAACAUAGAGUCUGGGUUCCCGGGUCUCCGAGGAGAACAAGGUCCAAAAGGACAUCAGGGCCUCAAAGGAAUAAAAGGAGACUCUGGGUUUUGUGCUUGUGAAGGUGGGACGCCCAACAUUGGACCAAAUGGGGAACCAGGCCUGCCUGGGGCACAAGGUCUCAUCGGCCUCCCGGGUAUUAAAGGGGCUAGAGGAGAUCCAGGCUCUCGGGGUGCAUCUGGCCCAGCUGGGGCUCCAGGGUUAUUUGGAUCUAGAGGACACACAGGCCUCAAAGGAAAGAAAGGAGAACCAACCAUCAGUAGAGGACCAAAACGGCCAGGAGACAAAGGUGACGCUGGUCCUCAGGGGACUCCAGGUAUGGCAGGAGCUCCAGGCAAGGAUGGAAUACCAGGUUUACCGGGCCUCCCAGGCAUUCAGGGAGACAGUGGAUCUGGCUUCCAAGGUGAAAAGGGGUCACCAGGACUUUCUGGUAAAAAGGGCCUUGAUGGUCCAACUGGACCACCAGGAAUUGGGCUGCCGGGGCUUCCGGGCCCCCGUGGACUUCCUGGAGAUAAAGGAAUAGAUGGGUUACCAGGGCAACCGGGCCUCCGUGGAGCUCAAGGGGUAACCUUGCCUUGUAUUAUUCCUGGGUCAUACGGUCCAUCGGGAUUUCCUGGAGCUCCUGGAUUCCCAGGCUCUAAAGGAGCUCGGGGCCUCCCUGGAAUUCCAGGCAAGCCUGGCACUCAUGGAAGUAAAGGAGGGCCCGGAAGUCCGGGGUUAAUUCAUCUUCCAGGAUUGCCAGGAUUUCCUGGACCUCAUGGGGAGAAGGGAUUGCCUGGGUUUCCUGGGCUUCCUGGAAAAGAUGGCCUGCCUGGGAAGGCUGGCAGUCCAGGUUUACCAGGUUCCAAGGGAGCCACUGGUGAUAUCUUUGGUGCUGAAAAUGGUGCUUCCGGGGAGCAAGGACUACAGGGAUUGCCAGGGGACAAAGGAUUUCCUGGAGACUCUGGCCUUUCAGGGCCCAUGGGUUUGACUGGGAAGUCUGGUAUGCAAGGCCCCAAAGGUGAGAGGGGCAACCCUGGAACAUCAGGACCACCGGGAGAGCCAGGACUCUCAGGGUCUAGUGAUGCAUUUGGUGUCAAGGGCACAUCUGGACUCCAAGGAGCACCAGGCCUUCCUGGCAUCUCAGGGAAGCCUGGAAAGAAGGGCCAAAGAGGAGACAUAGGUCAACCUGGGUCAACCGGAAAACGAGGUCUACCCGGGAUCAAAGGCCUUCCUGGUUCUCAAGGGUCAGCUGGUUUCCUGGGAAGCCCGGGUUUGCCAGGAGUCACUGGGUUGCCAGGCAUCCCAGGCCAAAAGGGUGAAAAGGGGCCCUCUGGGCCAGCAGGAUUUCCUGGCUUACCUGGCCUUCCCGGUAUCCCUGGGGCUGAUGGAUUAAAGGGAUCUUCCGGUUCAUUUGGAAAGGUGGGACAACCUGGACAGGCUGGUACUCCAGGUGAAAAAGGAGACAGAGGGGAUCCAGGGUCAGUUGGCGCAACCAGUCCAAGACCUCCAAUGCUGAACCUUUGGUUCAAAGGAGAAAAAGGCUCUCGAGGUUCUGCUGGAUCAAUUGGAUUUCCUGGGCCCAGAGGUGAAAAAGGAGAGUCUGGCAUCCCAGGGUUACCAGGUCCACCUGGAGCUCCUGGCCAGUCCAGUAUCAUCAAAGGACUCAGUGGGAGGCAAGGUGCCCCCGGAUCUGUGGGAAGAAGCGGCUUACCUGGCCUGAAGGGGUCCCUGGGGAUCACAGGUUUCCCAGGAUUGCCAGGAAAAAGUGGUUCACAGGGUCGCACUGGAACUUCUGGCCCACUGGGAGCAACUGGUAUCCCAGGUUUAAAAGGAGAUCAAGGCCAAACACUUGGCAUUUCUGGAAGCCCCGGACCCAAGGGACAGCCUGGUGAAUUAGGUUUUAAAGGUGUUAAAGGAAAAGAUGGGCUAGUUGGUGACAGAGGUUACCCAGGAAACAAAGGCGAUGAUGGAAAAGUUGGUAUUGCUGGAGAUCCUGGCCUUCCUGGGUCUCCAGGACUUCAAGGGAUUUCGGGUAUGAGAGGAGACCCAGGCCUCCCAGGUUCCCCUGGCCAUCUGGGGUCAAUUGGCCACCCUGGACUCUCUGGCUUAAUAGGACCUAAAGGAUUCUCUGGACCUCCUGGUUUACAUGGACUGAAUGGACUUCCAGGUACCAAGGGUACCCAUGGCACUCCAGGAGCCAGCAUCACCGGUGUUCCUGGGCCUGCUGGCCUGCCUGGUCCCAAAGGGGAAAAGGGAAUACCAGGAAUCAUCAUCGGAGAUCCAGGAAAACAAGGUUCAAGGGGAAAAAAAGGUGACCGAGGUUUCCCAGGUCUCCAAGGUCCUGCUGGUCCCCCUGGAGCCCCAGGCAUCUCCUUGCCCUCAGUCAUAGCAGGACAGCCUGGUGACCCUGGGCGGCCAGGCCUAGAUGGAGAACGAGGCCGCCCAGGCCUUCCAGGACCUCCAGGUCCCCCUGGCCCAUCCUCAGACCAAGGUGACACUGGAGAGGCUGGCUUCCCUGGAAUUCCAGGCCUUCAAGGGCUCAAGGGAAAACAAGGACUUCCAGGUUUCUCUGGCCUCUCUGGAGACCUAGGGCUGAAAGGCAUGAAAGGAGAGCCUGGCCUCAUGGGGACUCCUGGCAAGGUUGGGCCACCAGGAGACCCAGGAUUUCCUGGGAUGAAGGGGAAGGCAGGGCCAAGAGGCUUUCCAGGCCCCCAGGGUGUGCCAGGACACACACCAAUUUCCGAAGCUAUUCAGGCUCCUCCAGGACUUUUGGGUCUUCCAGGCAUUGACGGUAUCCCUGGCCUCACAGGAGACCCUGGGCCUCAAGGCUCUGUGGGUCCACAAGGUUCUAAAGGUCUACCUGGCAUUCCUGGCAAGGAUGGACCCAGUGGGCUUCCAGGCUCACCUGGAAUCCUAGGUGAUCCUGGUCUCCCUGGACUACAAGGACCUCCGGGAUUUGAAGGUGCUCCAGGGCAGCAGGGUCCCUUUGGGAGACCUGGAAUGCCAGGGCACAGUGUGCAAGUGGGCUACACACUGGUCAAACACAGUCAGUCAGAACAGGUGCCGCUAUGCCCCAUAGGGAUGAGCCGGCUGUGGGUGGGUUACAGCUUACUGUUCGUGGAGGGGCAGGAGAAAGCCCAUAACCAGGACCUGGGGUUUGCUGGCUCCUGCCUGCCCCGAUUCAGCACCAUGCCAUUCAUCUAUUGCAACAUCAAUGAAGUGUGCCACUAUGCCAGACGCAAUGAUAAGUCCUACUGGCUCUCCACGACUGCCCCCAUUCCCAUGAUGCCUGUGGGUCAGAGCCAGAUUCCCCAGUACAUCAGCCGCUGCUCUGUUUGUGAGGCACCCUCGCAAGCCAUUGCUGUGCACAGCCAAGACAUCACCAUCCCACAGUGCCCUUUGGGCUGGCGCAGCCUCUGGAUCGGUUACUCCUUCCUCAUGCACACUGCUGCCGGGGCUGAGGGCGGAGGCCAGUCCCUCGUCUCCCCUGGCUCCUGCCUUGAGGACUUCCGGGCCACUCCUUUCAUUGAGUGCAGCGGUGCCCGUGGCACCUGCCACUACUUUGCCAACAAGUAUAGUUUCUGGCUAACCGCAGUGGAGGAGAGACGGCAGUUCUGGGAAGAGCCUGUUUCGGAAACACUGAAAACCGGGCAGCUCCACACCAGGGUGAGCCGCUGCCAGGUGUGCAUGAAACACCUGUAGGGUGUUGUCUGUCAUACGGCCCCUGCCCUCCCUACCCCCUCACAACAGUCACCUCACAAAUCUGGGCUGUCUGAGAAAGGAAGGCCUGAACCCAUUUGCCUGUCAAAUUGUACAUCAGAGUCUCAUUUGGACUGGACUACUGGACACUGGGCAUCCCAACCCUCAGGCCCAACAGAUGAGCCCACUGUGCUAGGAUUCGCAGCUCUAUGUUCAUCAAUCUGCUGCUAAUGUUCCAUUUGGACAUGUGUGUGAUUAUCCAUGGUUACCUCAGAAAGAUGUGCUGGACCGCCAUUUUCAAAGACUGCUAGAGUUCUCACUGCCUUGACCAGGAAGCUCUUUAUCACAGCUAAGUUAUUUCUUUAUGAUGAGAUGUCACCACACAUUAUUUGACUUAAACUAGAACUCAGGCUUUCCACCCUAAAAGUAUGGCUCUGGCUGAACAUUACGGACAGCUCAGGUCUGCCUAGGGCUAGCCCUGCCUACUUAAGGCAGCCUGCUGUAUCUAGGCAGGCAGUAGAAUUGAGAUGAGGAGCCAGCCAGAACUGAGCUGUGAUUCCUUUUAGAGUUUGUUAAUUCCAUGCCCUGUCUUGACUAGGAAAAGCUGAAAUACCAGCAUUUGGUCCUAGACAAACCACUGCCUCCUGACUGGAUCUCUCCACAGCCAAAGAGAUGGACAACUUGAUCUGGUCCAAAGUAGAACAAAGGAUGCAGUAAACGUGACCAAGUUCUCAGUAGGAAAUGAGAACCACUUCUCUUUCUUCUUGGCUUAGGGCAGAGGGAUGAAUAGAUAUGGAACUGUCAGUUUUGCUUUUAACUCCAGGAACAAAAAGGUAAAUCUCAUGUCCCCAUUUCUCAGAAAUCCCUUAUUACUCCAAAUGCCACCCAGAUCUAUGCAGGGUGGCAAACUGAGGCUGCAGUGAGUUGGCUCCUUGCAUUCUGAGGCUGUUCAAGACUUUCCAAUGAAAAUGGCCGGCCAUCCAACUACUCUUUCACAGGUAGCCUUUUAAACUAUUUGCAAGUUUUUUUUCCCCAAAAUCACAUAAAAAUCCAGCACACACCACUGUUAGCAGACCCAAGGCACAGUCUGAGUUGCCCAUGAGGUAUACUUUGCCCAUACUACCUGCUGUUUGAAGUGAUCUAUUUUAAUUAGCAGUUGCCUAGAACACACUCAGUUCCGUGGACACGAAGCACUCCCUUCCGGGUGAUUGCACUUCUUUGGGUACUAUAUAAACUGUGCCCACACAAGCAAAGCAUAACUAGUAUAAUCUGAGCUGUUGUCAUUAUCACCUCCUACAUAAGUAAAGGAUGGUGUUAGCUUUGUACAUAGCAAAUAAAA